UAAGGCGUGUUCCUGGUGUGGGCAGUGUGCCUGUGGCUGUGCCUCUGUCUGUGGGUGAGCACCCAGAGCUGUUCCUUUUACCAUUUUUUGUCCCUUGUUGUAGUUUAAUAAACUUUUUGAAAUUUUAGAAGUGCAGAGGCGUUUCUCACAACAAAGGAAAAGACCACUUGCUUUGUAGGGAAAAGGAAAAUCAAGAUCAAUACCCCCGAGACUGUGAAAUUCUGAUGGAUCCAAAGUUGUGAAACCCCUUCUGAUGGCCUUGUGACUGCAGCAGCUUUCGGAAAAAACAACAACAGUGGAAAAGGGCACGGAGAGACCCAGAAGGAUGGGAAUGGGGAGCUCCUUCUCCAUGUUACUGACCUGGGAGGAGCUGCUUUAGGACAUGGAUCCCAAAUGAGCAAGAGGUAUCAGGAAGCACCACUGAUCUGCACAGACCCCCUUUGCCUGCUGCUGCCCCACAGUGAACAGGAGCAGCACCAGGACAGGGCAUAGAAAGAGCCAGCAGGAUGGGAGUGGGGAGCUCCUGGUGAUCUGGACACUUUCUCAUUCAUAUUACUGACCUGGGAGGAGCUGAUUUAGGAAAUGGAUCCUAAAGGAGCAAGAGGUAUCAGGAAGCAGUGCUGAUCUGCACAGACCCCCUGUGCCUGCUGCUGCCCCACAGUGAACAGGAAGCUGCUCAGGAGCCCCAUGGUCCAUCCCUGGAUUCUCCAAGCACUGACUCUCAUCCACUCUGACCACAGCCAGGGGCCACACCCCACUUCCUGCAGAGUGUCCAUCCAUGGAGGUGACCACCGUGUCCCCAUCUCCUGCCUCACUCACUGAAGGAGACGAUCUCUGUGAGACAGAUGUCACCAACGUGGCCAUGCACAGUGUGGCACUGCUCAUCUGCCUCUGUGGGCUGGCUGGGAACGGGGCUGUCCUCUGGCUCCGUGGCUUCUGCCAUGUGUCCAGGAACAGCACCACCCGUUACAUCCGCAUUCUGACUGUUACCGACUUCCUCUUCCUCCUCAUUCUGAUCCCCUCCAGUCUGCUUUUCCUGCUGGAGGACGUGUUCUGCUCUGUCAUCAUGCCCUUGCCGUACGUGUGGUUUCUUUUCCAGCUGUGUCUGGUGUCCUACAUCAUGUGGCUGUACCUGCUGACAUUCAUCAGCAUCCAGAGGUGCAGGUCCAUCCACUGCCCGAUCUGGCACUGCUGCCACCGUCCCCAGCACCUAUCAAAGGUGAUGUGUGCCCUGCUCUGGGCAUUCUCCAUCAUUGUCUUCGCUCUCUUUGCCACAGUAAUUUUCCUGUGUGCAUUUCUGCCACCUGAGUAUUGCCGAGUAUCUCUCAUCUCCAGGUACACCUUUGACCUCCUGCUCUGUGCUCCUUUCAUGCUCAUUUCCAGCACAAUCCUCUACUUUAAGGUCAAAGCUGGCUCCCACCAGCAGCAAACCAAGAGGCUCGACAUUGUUAUCUGCCUCAUUGUGCUCCUCACCCUGCCCUUCAGCCUCAGGAAUUUACUGCAGGAGUUCAGCUAUACCAUUUUCUCAUCCCACGUGGCUUUCCUGCUUACCUGUAUCUACACCAGUAUCAAACCCUUUGUCUACUUAUGGGCAGGGAGCUGCUGGAGGCACUGCUCUAUGGAGUCCCUCCGGCUCUCCCUCCAGAGGAUCUUUGAGGAGCCAGAAGAAAACCCUGCUGAUAUUGAUGAUCCUGCCAGGGAAGCUGUGCUCUGAGUCUGGUCAUUCCUCCUGCUGCACUGCUGAGGGACCCUGGGAAAGUGGGUGAAUGAUUCCUGGAGUCACCUGAUGAAUAAAUCUCUAAAGUGUCAUCCUCUCUUUGCUGGUGCAUCCGCCUUUCCAGGCUCCACUGGGAUCUGAGAAAUGCUCCUGAGGCAUCAGCUUUGAGGAUCAGCCCCUGGGCUCAGCUCCUCUGCAGCUCAUCAGAAACACCUUCUGCUCCCAGAAACUGCUGCUAUCCAAUGACCUUCUGGGUUUUAUGAACAGCCUUGGAAAUUAUUUCACUUCUCUGAAUGGCACAACAUCCCUGUUCUCACACUUUCACAGAAAGCUGCCAGCCCAAAGUGUGGCCAGGGUGAAAUAUGGCAGUGACUGAAGCCCAUCUCUUGGGGCCCUGUAAAGAAUGGACCAAAAGGAGACCCUUGGAGCUCUCCUGGGCCCCAGCAGUGCUGACCAGAACCUCCCUGGGAGUGGGGCCUCUCCCAGCCGGGAUCUCUCCCGUUUGCUGCCCUCGGGUGAUCCCCGAACACCGACGGGUCCUGGGCCAAUCCCCCCACUGCUCGAGGCUCAGCCCUUGGCACAGUGAGGAGAUGCAAACGGAUCCACAGUGAGCAUUUCCCUGCCUCCAAGGGGAAUUUCUCACAGGGACUCUGCACUGGCUCUGUCUGUGUGCACACACGUGUACAUCUGCCAUGGCAAAUGUGGGAGCAAUGCUGGUCCUCAGGUGUUUUAGUACCUGAGACAUCUGAGUGAGUCAGGCCUGUAAAAAAGUACGAGGCAUAAGUUAUGUUAAAUGCUGUUAAGUGUUAUUCCCCUGUUGAUUGUGCUAAGUUUAAGGUAUAACUGAAGUACUGUUAGGUUUGAGUGCUGUAAACUUUUUAAGACAUUUUCCUUUUUCUCCUUAUCCUCACUGUCCUUUUAUCACACACACCUGAACACACAGAAACACACACAGGGACAGUGCUUUGGUCUGCGGUUGCUUAAUAUUAAAGCUGGUUUUAUUGAUAUCCUUGCUGGUGGUUUUGUGCCUUCAGAAAUUCUUCCUCUGCCCUGGCUUUCGCCUCUCCCCCAGGGGGAUCAGAUGAUACAGCUAAAAGGGGAGGGGGAGUCUGUAGUCCUCGGCACUGCCACUCCUUUCCAGGGGCAGGGUGACCAUGGGCUCCACAGGGCAUCAACCCCUCCAUGUGGUUUUUCUGAAGUCACUGAGCUGGCGGUGUUCAUCCUGGAGGAGGGAAGGCUUCAGGGAGAUCUUAGAGCCCCUCCCAGGGCCUCAAAAAUCUCCAAGAACUACAGAGGCCCUUUGGAAAAAAGCAUGAAGUUACAAGACAAGGGGCAUCAGCCAGAGAAAGGGUUAAGUGGAAUACUGGGAAGAAAUUCUUCCCUGUGUGGGUGGUGAGGCCUGGCACAGGUUCCCAGAGAAACUGUGGCUGACUCAUCCCUGGAAGUGCUCCAGGCCAGCUUGGAUGGGGUUUGAAGCAACCCAGCCUAAUGGAAGGUGUUCCUGCUGGGAAAGGGGUGAGAUUAGACAAAAACAGCCACAAGUGUUCUCAAGAUUGAGGAGGAGGAAGAUGAGCUCUGUUGUAGGGCUGGAAGGGGUGAAAUGAACGGGCCAGGAGACCAGCUCCCUCUUUACUAAAAGGCCAGCUUUGGGGAGGGAACCCAAGGGGUCACGCAAACCACUGUUGUUUCCGCUGGAUGACAUGAAGGAGGAGGAGUUCUCCUUUGCCAGAUGGCAGAGCUGGAGCUUCCAUCCUCACAAGAGUCCCUAGGAAUACAUUUGCAGGCUCUUGGUCGAGGGGUGUCAUGCAGACCGAGUGCUGCUGAAGUCAUGGCGACAAAGCGAAGAAGCUCUGGUUGGUGAUUUCAUCUUCUCCACUCGCUUCCUCACCUGACAGUA
Molecule: messenger RNA, 3614 nt
Organism: Oenanthe melanoleuca
Lineage: Eukaryota; Metazoa; Chordata; Aves; Passeriformes; Muscicapidae
Product: mas-related G-protein coupled receptor member A8-like
Exons: 3
Coding region: 779-1714 (311 amino acids)
Biological process (GO): G protein-coupled receptor signaling pathway
Cellular component (GO): membrane
Molecular function (GO): G protein-coupled receptor activity
Source: RefSeq, a predicted model, not a curated record